This is a messenger RNA of Setaria italica (foxtail millet), 1017 nucleotides long. RefSeq names its product putative F-box/LRR-repeat protein 23. Gene Ontology annotation, molecular function: protein binding. The coding region runs from base 1 to 1017 and encodes 338 amino acids. NCBI's taxonomy places the organism in Eukaryota, Viridiplantae, Streptophyta, Magnoliopsida, Poales, Poaceae. The transcript has 2 exons. The record is from RefSeq and is a predicted model, not a curated record.
AUGCCUUCUCGCGGCCUUGGCGGGCGUGCUCGGCGCCGCCGCGCGUGCCGGCGGCGCAGGGACGCCGCCGUGGCGAGGGACUGGGCCGGCGGCCUGGGGACGGACGCCCUCCUCGCCAUCUUCCGCCGGCUGGACCACGUCGACGUCCUGCUGGCCGCCGACAACGUGUGCCGCUCCUGGCGCCGCGCCGCUCGGGAGGAGCCCACGCUGUGGCGCCGGAUCACCAUGCGCGGGCACGAGGGGAUCGCGCGCAGGCUCAACCGCGGCGGCAUGGCCUGCGAAGCCGUCCGGCGCGCCGCCGGGCAGUGCGAGGCCUUCUGCGGGGAGUACGCCGGCGACGACGGCUUCCUCAUGGCCCCAUGUCUGAAGAGCCUUCGCCUCAUUUCUUGCAAUUAUGUCUCCAAUGAAGGAUUUACGGAGCCAGUAAAAAAGCUCCCUCUGCUUGAGGAUCUCGAGGUCUCGCUAUGUGAUAACGUGGGCGGUUAUUACGCGUGUGGUUCUGAUCGCCGUUCUGAUGUGUUCGAGGUUGUUGGGGAAGUAUGCCCGAAACUGAAACACUUCAGACGGAGCAACAAACUUUUCGAUGUUAGAGUAUGGUGGAACAAGGACGAUGAUGUCCAAGGGAUUGCAACUAUGCAUGGGUUACGCUCCUUGCAGCUUUUCGGCCAUGCUCUGACCAACGAGGGUCUAGAAACCAUCUUGGACGGCUGUCCCCAUCUGGAGUGCCUUGACAUACGCCAUUGCUUCAACAUUGAUAUGGACGAGGCUCUGCAUCUUAAGUGUGCAGGGAUCAAGACGCUAAGGCUUCCCGAUGACCCAACUGAUGACUAUGACCUCGAGGUUCAUAGCCCUAUAAGGAUGGUUGUGGAGGAGGAAAUCGUUUGGGAUUCUGGUUACUAUUCCGAUGAUUCCGGGGACGACGACUGGGAUUUCUAUGGCGAGCCUUCCCGCUAUGAGAGUGACCUUGACAAGUAUGAAAAGAUGCUUCCAUUGAACAUGCGCACGUUCCUGAAAUAG